ACUGUGUGACCACAGACGGACCGUGACAUCGCUGAAGCUGUGGACCGUGCCUCCUUACCUGAAGGAUUAAAAACGCCUUGUGGAUCUUUAUCGGACUCCUCCGCUGUUAAGGAGCUGCUGAUAUCGCGGCUGACCAGGCGUCCGGCUUUACAUCGCGCCGCACCGGAUUUUGAACCUUCGCCAUGCGCCCCACAUGCUGAGAUGACAGCCUGUAUUUUGAAGUGAAAUUUAAAACAACAAAAAAAGUACACAUUUCUCCAUUUAACCAUUCGUAUAACCAAUGACCCAUCUUGACUGCCAUCUCGUAAUAAUCUCCGGUAUUCUCUGUUGAGACGUCUCUCUCUCAGAUCACAGAGUCUGACUGGUCCUAAGUUCGCACACCCUUCAGUCAAAAUACAAGGCCCCAACAAGGCACGUAGGUGAAGACUGCUUGUGGGUCAUGCCUAUGGUGCCGAGAGGGCUUUCUUCUGUAAUCUGUUGUUCAUGCACAUCAUAUACUGACGUGCACCAGUAAUGGGCAGGAGUGCAGACGGGAUGUAAAUGUGUCUUGUCUAAGCCCGAUACACGUUCUAGCAAAGUUCUGUAUCGUUGAGCAUAUAUAAUCUAUACAGCGUGGACGUUGUAGAUCUGUCCGUCUUGCUGUUUGUCCUGCAUCUGGACUUGUUUGCAUCUGGUCGCCCUACUGAUACCUUCUAAUAUUCCCGUUUUGGUGGAACUGUAACCGAGCUCGACAAAGUUACCUCCACGUGUCGCCGAAAUGGAGACCCUGUCCCAGGACUCCAUCCUGGAGUGUCAGAUCUGUUUCAACUACUACAGCCCGCGGCGCCGGCCCAAACUGCUGGACUGCCGGCACACGUGCUGCUCGGUGUGCUUGACGCAGAUGCGCAGCAGCCAGAAGGAGAUCCGCUGCCCCUGGUGCCGUGGCGUCACCAAGCUGCCGGCGGGCCUCUCCGUCUCCCAGCUCCCCGAUGACCCGGAUAUCAUCACCGUGAUCGCCAUCCCGCACGCCUCCGAGCACACGCCUGUCUUCAUCCGUCUGCCCAGCAACGGCUGCUACAUGCUGCCCCUGCCCGUGGCCAAGGAGCGCGCGCUGGGGCUUCCUGGGGAGCUGGGCUGCCGCUUCCUGCCAGGCAGCAGUGGCCAGCAGAAGGGCGUGGCGGUGGUGGCCGUGCCCGAGCAGCAACCCCUGGAUCUGGGCGUGGGUCUGGAGGGUGUAGGCGUGGGCCUGGAAGCGGGGGACGUGGAGAGGAGAGGCACAGGCCCGGUGGGAGGCGGGGGGAAGGGCUCCACGUGGUCGGGCGUGUGCACAGUGAUCCUGGUGGCAUGCGUGCUGCUCUUCCUCCUGGGCAUCGUGCUGCACAACAUGUCCUGCAUCUCCAAACGCUUCACUGUCAUCUCCUGUGGCUGAGGAGCGUGGGCAAGGGGCGGCGGGGGGGCCUUGGACACCAACAACCCCCCACGCCCCCACCUUCAACACAUCCACACACACACUGAACUCCACCCCCUUUUGGACCCACCCGUCCCUGGGUCAGGACCAUGCUGACUUUGAUGGGGACUAUACAGACGUCAUGGGUAAUCAAGGAAACUGCAGAGUGCAAGUGAGCGAGAGACACGAGAGAGAUGGAGGAAGCGAGCAAGACAUGAGGCAGUAGAGAUAAUUAACCAGCGAACUCUAAACUGGGAAUUGUUUUAUGUAAUUGCUUCCUUUUUUGUUAAAUUUGGAGGACGGCCAACAUAAAAUGGCUGAAAGUACUUCAAAAGAAACACACACACAC
This is a messenger RNA of Lampris incognitus (smalleye Pacific opah), 1775 nucleotides long. RefSeq names its product ring finger protein 152 (gene rnf152). The transcript has a single exon. NCBI's taxonomy places the organism in Eukaryota, Metazoa, Chordata, Actinopteri, Lampriformes, Lampridae. Gene Ontology annotation, biological process: apoptotic process; protein polyubiquitination; negative regulation of TORC1 signaling. Gene Ontology annotation, molecular function: ubiquitin protein ligase activity. Gene Ontology annotation, cellular component: lysosome. The coding region runs from base 758 to 1408 and encodes 216 amino acids. The record is from RefSeq and is a predicted model, not a curated record.